Fusarium oxysporum Fo47 is the source of this 775-nucleotide messenger RNA. RefSeq lists its product as uncharacterized. Lineage: Eukaryota; Fungi; Ascomycota; Sordariomycetes; Hypocreales; Nectriaceae. The transcript has 2 exons. The record is from RefSeq and is a predicted model, not a curated record. Bases 317 to 775 code for a protein of 152 amino acids.
GUGCUCGAGUCUCGGCCCCGUGAUGGGAAUCCAAUGAUGAUUCGUCUUGAAUACUCGGGAGUUGAGAGCCAAGUCGGUAUCAAGGAUGCCAGGGUCUGAGUACUACGCUUGUGGGGGAUGAAGAACCAGAGAUUUGUAGAUGUAUAUACAAGUGGCUGCCCUCUCCAAAGAGGUGGUAUUCUUGAAAAAUUCCUAGCCCUUCUAUCUUAAUUACAUGAUAUCUUUACUUUUUCAUAUUUCCUAGGUUCUGUGAACCUUUUUGUGCAGCUUCUUGAGCAGCCAUACCCAUACACCAACUUACACAACCUCAAAGACAAUGUCUUCAACAAGUAACCCCUUUCCGCUUGCGUCGGAGAGCUACGAUGAUAGUGCUCCAAGCGCCGACUCUGGCACUGAGGCGGGUGCUGCUGGCGACAGCUCAGGCAACUCAGUUUCUAUCUCUCAAGGCGGCAUGAUUGCUAUCAUCGUUGUCGUUGUUGUCGUCAGUUUGAUCGGCAUCUCCACAGCCGCCCUCUUCUUCAUAGCAAAGAGGCGCGAAUGGACAAUGAGAGAGACAAUCAGGAAGUCUGCUCGCAAGGUUGUUACGGCUCUCACACCGCGGAGAACAGAGUUCCCUUCAUCAGUCAAAGACGGGCCUGUUCCAUCUCAUCGUAACCGUACACGGAUUGUUGAUGAUGAUGUCCCUCCGACACCGAGAAUUCGACCUGAAGAUCUUGAAAAGGGUCUAGCUCAAGCCAAGGCAAAGCGUAAGGAGAAGAAGUGGUCGAGGAAGUGA